AUGAACGCCAUUGAAAUGAUGGGAACGAAAAUAUCAGCAAGUUUGCACAAGAGCCUCAACAGUAGCCGUGGUGUGGUGUCGCUAAGGGAACUGAUUGAUGUUCCACCAGAGGAAAUUCUCGAGAACCUGAAAGAUCAGAACGUGAUAGAUGUAUCCACAAACUUGGUGACCCGACUCAUGGACACCGCCGGGACACAGAGCGGCCUAAGCGGUCAGGGUGAAGCCUCCGACGUAUCGUCAGGCCCAGCUGUCCUACAAACCGUCCAGCAAGUCCGCCUCCCGCCUUUUUGGACCAAAAACCCAAAAACUUGGUUCCGUCAAGUUGAGGCACUCUUCCACGCCCGCCGGAUCCAAAGUCAAAUGACUAAAUACUGUGAGGUACUCCCCUUGAUUCCUCCUGACCUGGUGGACGACAUCGACGACGUACUCUCCACGGUGCAGGCAGAUAGAGCUUACGAUACCCUGAAAUCCGCCAUCCUCUCUCGUACUGAGAUAUCGGAGCGCGCCAGGAUCCAGCAGCUCCUAACAUCCGAGGAGCUAGGAGACCGUCGCCCGUCGCAGCUUCUCCACCGGAUGAAGCAGCUGCUUGGACACUCCGCAGACGACCAUGCACCGAUAUUACGGGAAUUAUUCCUGAAUAGGCUUCCGCACGAGGUCAGGAUGAUCCUUGCUGGCAAUGACGACGUGUCGUUGGAUCGACUCGCCGAACUUGCGGAUCGAAUUACAGAUUAUGCUUCCGCAAGCCUUGCCCCCGUCCGUUCGCCCGCGGUUCCAGACAGCCCCUCGACCCCGGACUUGCAAGCGGCAGUGGCCCGCCUGACGGACGAGAUGUCUAGGAUGUCAUCGCAGAUGGCUGACUUGCGCACAGCGUUGAACCGCCGAUCCCGAGAUCGAGGGCAAUCAAGAAACCGGUCUGCGAGUCGUCGACGCGCCUCGAGCCCAACGCAAGCGUCACAGCAUGCUCCAGGAAGCCCUCGGUACUGCUGGUACCACCGUCGUUUUCGCCACCGAUCAACGCGCUGCGAGUCGCCUUGCGACUGGCAGGAAAACCCUCAGGCCGGUCGAUAA
Molecule: messenger RNA, 1068 nt
Organism: Ornithodoros turicata
Lineage: Eukaryota; Metazoa; Arthropoda; Arachnida; Ixodida; Argasidae
Exons: 2
Coding region: 1-1068 (355 amino acids)
Source: RefSeq, a predicted model, not a curated record